GCGGGGCUCGGAAGGGCCCUGAGGGGAGCGGCCGGGAUGGGUCUGGAGUGUCCCCAGAGAGGGGGAACCUGUGCCCGUCCUUCCCUGGGCAGCCCGCUCCAGUGCCCUGCCACGCUCAGUGCAGAGAAGUUGUUCCUCAUGCUGAGGUGGAACUUCGUGUUUUAGUUUAUGGCCACCGCUCCUUGUCCUGCCGCUGGGCGCCACUGUAAAGAGCCUGGCACCAUCCUCUUGGCACCUGCCUGUGGGAUAUUUGUAUGUACUGACGAGAUCCCCGCUCAGUCCUCUCCUCUCCAGAGUAAGCAAGUCCAGCCCCCUCAGCCUCUCCUCAGUCCCGUCAUCACCUCAUCGCCCUCCGCUGGAGCCUCUCCAGGAGCUCCUUGUCUUUCCUGCCCUGAGGAGCCCACAGCUGGGCAUUGCACUGCGGAAAGAGCUGAGUAAAAAGGCGGCAUCUGCUCCCUCCGCCUCCUGCCGCUGCUCCUCCCGAUUCACCCGGGAAAUACAUCCAGGGCGCUGGACGGGGAUGUGCGCGCGGCCUGCGCAUGCGCGGGGUGUCAGGGCCGAACGGAGCCGAACCGAGCCGGGCCGGGCUGAGCCGAUGCUGCAGUGCCUCCGUCCCCGCGGAUGCACAACCCCGUUUCCCACGCCAGGACACCUCAAUCCAGGAUCUUGAGAAAGAAAAAAAGAAACAAGAAUCGUUCUUUUGGCUUCAGACUUUGAGCAUCAGAGGGGAGCGCUCAGGGAAUCAGCCUGUCCUUCUGGCCAAGCUGCCUGGGCCCACAUCACUUCUCCAGCCUCAGCAAAGACACUGGAUUUGCCAAGCCUCAACUUGUCACUGCCACCUGAGCCCUGCAAGAGCUCAGAGGAGAUCCUCAGGGUCCCUGGUUCUGCCUGGAUCGGUGCUGAGGAGGAGCAGCAUCACGGAGCAGCAGGUGAGCCUGGCAGGGCUGCCUGCAGCUUGGGACAGCACUCAUGGUCCCCAGGAGCAGCCUCCAGCCUGCAGCUGGCACCUCCUACAGCUACAAACUGCAGUGCCUCUGGUAAGGGCUCUGCUCCCUGUGAGGGCCCUCUGUGGGUGCCUCUGGGGUGCCUCAUGCCCUGCUGGCUGUGUCUGCAGGAGCCAGGUGAGGCACAUCGCCAGGGAGAGGGACAAGGCAAGGCUCAGUUUGGAGAGGGCAGAGAGACACUGCCUGCAGCUGGGCAGGGAGCUGGAUCAGCAGUACAUCACUCUUGAGCACACCCAGAGCAAGCUCAGGAAUUUUCAAGCAGAAAUAGAGGCAAAAGAGCUGCUUUUGCAGCAAGCAGUGAGUCACCAGGCAAAGCUGGAGGCUGCUACACAGCUCCUGCAGGGCAAAGAGGCCAACCUGCAAGGGAGACUGAACCAUGUGAUGAAUGAGAACACACAGCUACAAAGCAAGGUCACAGAGAUGGCUGAGAAACUGUCAGCCUCUGAGGAAAUGGUGUUGGAGCUGCAAAAAGAACUCAACCACAUUGUGAAGGAUAAGCUGGAGCAGGCGGAGCCCCAGAGCCCCGAGUUCCUGAAGCAGAGCGAGCGCUUUGCCGAGAUUGUCCUGGAGUACGAGCGGCAGUGCCAGGUGCUGCACGAGCAGAACGCAGCGCUGCGCAGGGAGCUGCAGGGGCUGCGCCUCCAGCUGCAGGAGAGCAGGGCUCAGGCAGGGCUGCCAGCAGCAGAAAUGUCACUCCCAGUGGAGCAGCUCCAAGAGCAGCUGCAGGACCUGAAGGUGCAGCUGGAAACCAAGAGUGAUGAGGGCAAGGAGAAGCUCUCUCACCAGGAUGUCAAGAGGCCUCAGCUGGGCUGUGAGCCCCCUGAACACAAGGCUGGUGACAGUGCUGGCCCUGGCACUGCCCAGCUGCACAGCCAGAGCCCUCUGGAGGCCGAGUGGCUACGAGGGGCAGAGAUUGCUGCCAGGCUGGAGCACCACCAGAGGCAUGCAGCGUGCUGGAUGGAGAUGGAGCUGCUCCAACAGCAGCUCCAGGCCUCACAGGAAAAGCUUUUGGAAGCCAAAGCCAACCUGAGACUGGCCCAGGCUCAGCACACUCUGCAGUUGCAGCAGGCCAAGGCCCAGAUAAACAACAUGGUGCCAAAGAAACAGUUUGAGCAGCUGCAAAACACCCUGAGAGAGGAACAGUGCAAGACUCAGCAGCUCCAGGAAAGCCUCCAGCUGCAGGCUGAGCAGACAUGCAGGCAGCUGGUCAGGAUCCAGGAGGAACACGAGCAGCUGCUGCAGGCAGCUGUGGAGCAGGCAGAGGGGCUGGAGCAGAGUCUGAGGAGUGCUGAAGCUGUGCUGGCAGAGAGGGCAGCUCAGCUCAGAGAUGCCCAGGCCCAACUCUCCAGGAACAAACUGUUGAUUGAAGAGCUCCGUGGAGAGAACAGGAGGUUUGCAAUGGCCCUGCAGGCUGCUGAGCUGAAGCAGAAGAGCAUGGAGGAGAAGAACCAGCUGUUGGAGGAACAAGCCUCAGCUCUGAAGCAGCUUAUUGGAAAAAUCACACCAGCAUCUCUGAGUGGGUGAUGGAACAUCUGCAGUGGCAGCCCCUGCUCCUGGCUGGGGCUGGUCAGGUGCAGAAUGGGAGAUAUGGCUGCGUUGGGAAAUCAGCCUUGUCCUCUCUGGUCUUGCCAGGAUUUUCCUGUGCAGAAAAUAGCAGAUGGGGAGCCUAGAGUCCUUUGAGGAAAUUGGUCUUGUGGAUAGCUGAAUUUUCCAGCUGAAAGCAGCAGCCUUGGUGCCUUUCCCAGUGGCAGUGUGCUGUUAUGUCAUGUCUGUCUCAGGGCAGCCAGCUCACAGGAUUUUCUUUGGCAGUUUAGUGGUGGUGCAGGUGCUCCCUCUCUGCAGAAGGCUGAUGUUGGAGCCACAGUUACAUCUCAAAAGCCAGGGCAGAAAGGCUUGCAGGACCCUGUGCUUGGUCACUCCAAGCAGGAAAGCUGAG
This is a messenger RNA of Melospiza melodia melodia, 2940 nucleotides long. RefSeq names its product ninein-like protein. Lineage: Eukaryota; Metazoa; Chordata; Aves; Passeriformes; Passerellidae. Gene Ontology annotation, cellular component: centrosome. Bases 540 to 2528 code for a protein of 662 amino acids. Gene Ontology annotation, biological process: microtubule anchoring at centrosome. The record is from RefSeq and is a predicted model, not a curated record. The transcript is spliced from 13 exons.